Jaminaea rosea is the source of this 996-nucleotide messenger RNA. RefSeq names its product Sedlin. The coding region runs from base 69 to 770 and encodes 233 amino acids. Lineage: Eukaryota; Fungi; Basidiomycota; Exobasidiomycetes; Microstromatales. Gene Ontology annotation, cellular component: cytoplasm; TRAPP complex; nucleus. The transcript has 3 exons. The record is from RefSeq and is a predicted model, not a curated record. Gene Ontology annotation, biological process: endoplasmic reticulum to Golgi vesicle-mediated transport.
CUCCUCCUUCUCAUCUAUCUGUCAACGCUUCAGCCUGUUUUUCGACCGCCCUUGAGCUCUCGCACACAAUGAGCUACUAUUUCGUCAUCGUAGGAACGAGAGACAAUCCCCUCUACACAGCAGACCUCGCAUCAAAGCCAGCCGCCUCAUCUGGGCCGAGCUCCUUCUUCUCUUCAUCAUCCUCCUCUGCCUCAUCCGCUUCUCAGUCCACUGCCCAGACGAGCGCAGCAAGCGACGAGGCCUCGUCGUCAGCCAAUGGUGGCUCUGGUGGUAUCUUUGGCUUCGGCGGAUCGCUCGGCCUCGGUGCCUUGGCCGGUGGACUGAGCUCAAGGGGAGGCGGGACGACAGGUGGCAGCCAGACAUCAGCACGUCCUUCCUCCUCGUCAGCAACGGCUGCAGGCCAUGACGCCUCUGGACAAAAGGGCAUCGGCUUUGGCAGGUACAAUGACAAGCAUGUGCUACAGAUGAUUGCGCACAGCUCGCUGGACGUUGUUGAAGACAAGCAGUUUGCAAAUGGGGCCAUGUACAUGAAGUCAAUGGACCGAAUCAACGAAUGGACCACAUCAGCGUUUCUCGUCCCUGGCAACAUCAAGUUCCUCAUCCUCCACGAGCACAAGCACGAUGACGGGAUACGCAACUUCUUCCUCGACGUUUGGGAGCUCUGGACCAAAUGGAUUCAAAACCCAUUCAACGAUGUCAACGCGCCCAUCCCUAGCCAGGGAAACAGCUUUGAUGCCAAGGUCAAGGCGAGCGCGAGAAAGCAUUUGUGAGAAUGCAGUAGCUUGUCACAGUUGGGAAACGGCGAGGCAUAUAAAAGGAGAGAGAGAUACGAUACCCAAAAGAGACUGUCCCGUUACAAAGCCCCCAGCGUCUCAUCGCGGGACCUGCCUUCACUACUGCGCCGCCCGCGCCUUAGAGCUUGCUAGCGUCCACGUCCCUUUUUCUCUCGAGGUUCUCCCUCACCAUGCCCUCCUGCGCUAGCACGGCCACAAGGGU